AGCCCGCCAGCCAGUCCGCCCGCCAGCCAGCCCGCGUCAUGUGACAGCGCUGCCUAGUGCCAGGAGCCCGGGUGGUGGGGGAAAAAGCCCAGCGCAGGAGGAGGAGGAGGAGGAGGAGGAAGAGGCCCCAGCCCCACCGAGGUGGCCCGCCCGCUGGAGAGAGAGAGAGAGAGAGAGAGAGAAAGAAAGAGAGAGAGAAGAAGAAGAAGAAGAAAACCCCGAAGGGAAGCGAGGCCCGAGCCCACCGAUCACCUUCCCCCCCUUUCCCCAAAUCCGCCAGCCAGCCAGUCCCAGCAGCGCCAACUUCGGAGGUUGGUUGCUUUGACAAGUCCAAAAUCCAAGCUAUUUAUCUCGAAAGAAAAUGUUAAUGUUUGACCCCGUCCCUAUCAAACAAGAAGCAAUGGAGCCAAUUCCAGUGUCGUUCAACUCUACUUACAUGGACCACAUGAAGUCCAACAAGUACGGUGUCAUCUACUCCACGCCAGAUAUGAUGUCCAAUAAGUUCUACCAGAUUCCAGAUGGACUGUGCAGUGGGGUUCAGGUGGAACCUGUUGACCUUACCAUGAACAAACGGAGUUCACCGCCGUCAGCUGGAAAUUCUCCUUCCUCUUUCAAAUUCCAGACUCUACCCCAGAGAUCUCCCCCUGGGUUAUUAAAUCUUCCCUCAUCCAGCCCUCCUAUGAAGAAACUGGGCCCACCGGGAAUGCAGCCUUUUACUAUGCCCUUAACGAUCCCUCCAGUCAUGGCGGCUCUUUCCCGUCACGGACUAAGGAGUCCCGGAAUACUCCCAGUUAUUCAGCCGCUUGUCGUUCAACCCGUCCCUUUUAUGUACGCCUCUCACCUUCAACAGCCUAUCAUGGUGUCCACCGUUCUUUCCGAAGAGUUGGAAAACCCAAGCAGUGUCCCAGUAUCCGUCAUCGAAUCUUACGAAAAGCCAGCACUAACGAAAUCUAUCAAGAUUGAACCAGGCUUGGAAUCGCCAAGAAACGACUACUAUCCGGAGCAAAUGUCUCCUCCUGUGAUGACCUCCUUGUCACCUCCCAUGCUACAAGAGAAUCAUCCUUCAGUUAUAGUCCAGCCUGGGAAGAGGCCUCUACCUGUGGAAUCGCCAGACACGCAAAGGAAGAGAAGGAUACACCGGUGUGAUUACGAAGGCUGCAACAAGGUGUACACUAAAAGCUCUCACUUAAAAGCUCAUAGAAGAACACACACAGGUGAAAAGCCUUACAAAUGCACUUGGGAAGGUUGCACAUGGAAGUUUGCUCGAUCGGACGAACUAACACGGCACUUCCGGAAACAUACCGGCGUCAAACCGUUCCAGUGUCCGGACUGUGAUCGCAGUUUCUCUCGCUCUGACCAUCUUGCCCUCCAUCGGAAACGCCACAUGCUCGUCUGAACUUCUCACUUCUCUGCCCUUUUUUGGGGUUUUUUUUUUCUUUCUUUUAAUUUUUUUUUUUUUUACCUCAGCAUUUUAAUUCAGAUUCAGCUGGACUGGAUCUUUGGAUUUUUAUCUCCUCGCAACCUUUCUUGAUGGUCAGUAAAAUAAAAAAAUAAAUGUUUGCUUGGCCCAUCUCGGAUUCUUGCCUUCGGACAGACCGAAAGAAUGUGAACAUUUUUUGUGUGUUUUGUUUGUUUCCUGGGGGAUGCUAAGCGCCCCCUCAUUUGCCAGCAAAUAGAUUAUAUCUCCUUAAGACAAUUUAUAAUCAAGCUGAUUAGUUUUGCCAUUUAAUCAGCCAGUAUAUAUUGAUGAUACAGUUACUGGUUUGUUUGUUUUUUCUUCCUGAAAUCCAGUUUGCUAAUCCUUGCCAGAGACUCGGUGUGCCUGUCGUAAAAGGAUGCACGUCUCCUUUUUAUGCCCAGCAAUGCAAUGAAUGGAUUUGUUUUGAAUAUGGUUGGUUCGUUAGAGAAGCAUGUUCCAGAAGACAUAAUUAUUUUUUUUGGGGGGGGGGAUGCAGAAAAUGAAAUCCCCAACCCUGGGAAUGAAUGAAAAAAAAAAAUUCUCCAUUUAUCAGCAGAAAACAGACGUCCACGCAGAUGUCACAAAUCCUGAUCAAUGUUGCCUUUUUUGUGUGUGGGUUGGGGUGGGGGUUAUGCAAGUUGUUUUGCCUGAGAAUCGAGUGUCUUGGUAGAUUCACUGAGCAAACCCUUUCGGUGGGAUGCAGUGAUCUGUUUUUUGUCAUGCAACUGUGUGAAUGGGACACACACGGUACUCCUUGUGGUGUGACAUUCAUUGAUAAAAAUUGAUUAAAAAUCUACCUCGCUGGGGAAGCGUGGCAGGCAUAGAAAUUUUUCUCCACGCCUCGGCAUUUUCCUGCCCUCACGAGAACACCUCGACCUGCCUUAGCGGAGAAAAAGCCACCGUUCCAGCAAAAAUAAAUUCAGCUCUUCCUUGUUGGAAAUGAAUUUCCAUCCGAGACCUUUUCCAAUAUUCUUAUGAUCCCGGAUGAAAAAAGAUUUGCUUAAUUGAAGCACUUCCAGAGAGCAUAGGAUUCGGUCACAAUGAUCACCAAUUAAAGACUUGGAAUCCCGUCAAAUCGUUUUUAUCAGCCCGUAUGAAAACUUCAGCGGACAAGCCCUCGCCAAGUAUUUUUGUAAUACCUUCUCAGUAUCGAUGAUUUUCCAAAAAAAAUAAUAAUAAUAAUAAUUUUGAAAGAUUAGAUAGUUUCAUCCUAUAAAUCUUCCGUAUCUUCAGAGAUGCAAAUUUUUAUAUUUAUAUUAAGGAAAUGAGACUCGCCGUAAUCCACCAGCAUUUUGUCCUUUUGCAACCUAUGGUUAAAUUCGUGGGAAUUGUUUCUCUCGUAUGUAGAAAAAAAGGAAAGAUUUUUUUUUAUAUUAAAAAAAGGAAGCCAACGAUGACGACAACAGCCAGAGGAAUGAGCAGGAGAGGAAGGGAUUGCAGAAUAUAAACUAAACACUUUAUAAACUAAAAAAAUCACAUACAUUUCGAGUAAAUAAUUGCUCAGGGGCAACUUGGCUUACUCAAAAUUGCUUGUUGUAUUGUUCCAUAAAUUGUAUUUAGCUUCAGUUGUUCUGGUAUAAACUUUUUCUAGCACUUUCAUCAUCCUGUUCCCUCUCUUACUUUUUAAAAGUUGUAUUACCGAACUCUCAUUAAACCGGUGUGUAAUAUGGAA
Messenger RNA from Pantherophis guttatus, 3131 nucleotides. RefSeq names its product KLF transcription factor 3 (gene KLF3). Gene Ontology annotation, molecular function: RNA polymerase II cis-regulatory region sequence-specific DNA binding; DNA-binding transcription factor activity, RNA polymerase II-specific. Gene Ontology annotation, biological process: regulation of transcription by RNA polymerase II. The record is from RefSeq and is a predicted model, not a curated record. Lineage: Eukaryota; Metazoa; Chordata; Lepidosauria; Squamata; Colubridae.